UAAUAUUAUUUCAGAUAACCCUUUUGAACACGACAAUUAACAUAAUCACAUCCUCUGGUUUUGAUUUCCAUAAACCAGAGGAACAAAAAGAUUUUUUUGUUUUUGUUUUUUGGUUAUGGCAUGAUCUUUUUGUUCCUUAGGUAUAUCAAAAUCCAAAAUACUAAUAAAUAAAGAAUCCUGAAGAAUGCGGGAGGAAGCAGUUGUCCCUGUAUCUGAAGAUAUAAUUGAUGACAUUAUGAGUAGUGAUAAUGAUUCAGAUGAUCAUCUUGAUCAUGAUGAAAAUGAACAAAAUAUUUCUGAUGAUCAUCAACCUGGCCAAUUAUUAGCUUUUCCUCUUGACAUUCUUGACCUGAAAUCUUCAAGAAAAAAUGCUUUGCUUAGAUUACGUUGUAGGGUGGAAGAUGCAAUUCUUGGUGGAUACAUUUAUGGUAAAAAUAAAAACAAGUUGUUAUCUGUUAAGAGUAUUACUGAGGAUUUGACAGGUAUUUCAUUAUGGGGUGUUCCUUUAUUGCCUAUUAAAGGGAAUGGGAACACGAACACGGAUAUUGUUUUGAUGAAUUUCUUGAAAGCUAAGGAUUAUGGUGUGUAUGAUUCGUUUAAAAUGUUGCGAAAAACGUUGAGAUGGAGGAGGGAAUUUAGAGUUAAUGAGAUUGUUGAUGAGAAAUUUAGUCCUGAGCUUGAUAAUUUGUGGUAUACAGAUAAUGGUAAGGAUAAGGAAGGAAGGAUAUUGUGUUAUAAUGUAUUUAGGAAUAUCAAGAACAAAGAAUUGGAAGAGGAAAUCUGGGGUAGGCAUAAUCAUCAUCAUGAGUGUCUUAGGUGGAGAGUACAUAUUAUUGAGAAGGCAAUUCAACAACUUGAAUUUAAACAAGGUGGGGUUAAUUCUGUUUUGAUGAUUACAGAUUUGGGAAAUUCACCAGGAAAUUCUUGGAGAGAGGUUCGUUGGAUUAAUAGAAAGAUGAUGAGCUUGGUUCAUGAUCAUUAUCCUGGAAUCAUCUACAAGAAUAUAUUGAUUAAUGUUCCUGUUUGGUUUUCGACGGUCCAUGCACUUAACCUGCGAAUGAUCACGCAAAAAAGCAAGAACACCUUCAUAUUUGUUAAGCCAUCGAAAGUUACAGAGACUCUUCUCAAGUACAUUAGCCCAGAAAACUUAUUGGCUGAAUAUGGUGGACUCAAAAAAGAGAAGGAUGUUGAGUUUUCAACUGAUGAUAAAGUUCUAGAUAUAAGCAUCAAACCAUGUUCAGUUGGCCUCAUUAAAAUGCCUGUCAAAGAGGUUGAGGUGACCAUAACUUGGGAUUUGAUAGUGGUGGGCAAUGAAGUGACUUACAAAGAAGAAUUUAUACCAGAUGAUGAUUGCUCAUACAGAGUGUUGCUUCAAGAAGAUAAGAAAAUGGUGGAGAGUGUAAGGAAUUCCUUUCAUAUUAGAGAAGAAGGGAAAAUUGUGAUCACUAUUGAUAAUCCUACUUACAAGAAGAAAACUGCCUUCUACAGAUACAAGACUAAGCCUAGUGUACCUAUGUAUAUGUACCUAAAGUAACUUUACUCUUUUCCUAUACUUCUUUCUUCUCAUUUUCCUUGUUUUAACUUUUGUAUACUACGACGAUUUUCUUAUGUUAAUAUGGAUUUCAAUCAAUUUGUCAAGAGAGUGAAAGAAAAAAAAUCUCUAAGCAAAGUAAAAACUUGUUUACAUA
Molecule: messenger RNA, 1688 nt
Organism: Lycium barbarum (goji berry)
Lineage: Eukaryota; Viridiplantae; Streptophyta; Magnoliopsida; Solanales; Solanaceae
Product: patellin-4-like
Exons: 4
Coding region: 185-1534 (449 amino acids)
Molecular function (GO): lipid binding
Source: RefSeq, a predicted model, not a curated record